AGUUGCAAUUCUUAGAACUUCUGCUUAGUCGUAUAUUUGCGCUGGGCUUAUCAAAACAAUUUUUCUCAACAAAAAGUCUCUUCGUCGCGUUGAUAUGACGACACUGAGUGCAUAGCUCACUUGUGAACGUGUUGUGCUUGGUGUAGUUGGUGAGAAAAGGCAUAAAAAGAACGAUCUUGGCAGUGAAAAACCGCAUUAUUUACCUUUUGAACCUCCGAUGGCGUCAUCACGGUAUACUCACGCAGUUGUUUGUCGAAUCCCACUGAGUCUGAGGACGCGCGGGGAAAUCGAUUUGGAGGAAGCCAAGAGGCAGCAUGAGGCCUAUGUGAACCUCCUACGGGAGCAGGGAUUGGAUGUAAUUGAAUUGCCACCGGAUGAGAAUCUCCCUGAGUGCGCUUUUGUUGAGGAUACCGCAAUCAUUUGCAAUGGAAUUGCAUUGAUUACCAAGCCAGGAGAUCCGAGGAGAGUACAAGAAGUCGAAAGUAUUAGAGCAGUCAUAAAGAAGGAGUUGGAUUUGCCAAUAGUUGAGAUCUCAGAUGAAAAUGCAAAACUUGAUGGUGGUGAUGUUCUUUUUACCGGAAAGGAGUUUUUUGUCGGCUUGUCCCAGUGGACAAAUGAAGCGGGAGCUAAGGCUGUUGCAGCCGCUUUUCCUGAAUAUCCAUGUGUUCCCAUAAAGGUGACUGAACAUCACCAUUUGAAGUAUUAUAUAUCAAUGGGUGCUCCCGAUUUGUUGGUUGUUUGCAAUACAAAAGAAUCUCAGGAGAUUCUAAAGAGAAUUGAACGUGAAGCAAGUUAUACCUAUCAAACAUUGACACUGUCUGAGGAAAAAGCUGCCAAUGUUCUCUAUAUCAAUGGAACACUUAUUCACAGAUCAAUUGAAGAAAUUCCCGUAUCACAUCAGAUUCUCACUGAUAAAAUCGACAUUCCUCGACAAGUUUUGAACAUUUCAGAGUUAGGGAAAUUCUCAACAGGUCUCACCUCUUGUUGCCUCCUCGUCAGACGAACAAAAUAUAUUCGCAAUCUUUAAACGGCUAAGGAAUUCAUGUGAAAAUCUAAUGCAGAAAGAUACGCAUUCCGUUGCGCAAUUUAUUGAAUGGAUAACAAUUGUCCACUGCCCUUUUUUCAACAAAUACAUUGUUCAUUUUAUAUCAAAUCAAAUUGGAUACUAAAUGGUAACUAAUAUUUUAAAUGUGUGCUAAAAACAAGUGAAUUUCCUUGCUUAAUUUUCACUAAAAAAAAUGAUAAAUAGAAUAUCUAAAAAAAAUAGUUGAGGAAAUUUAAAACUGAAUAAUAAAUCGUACAAAUUUUUAGCGGAAACAUUCUAGCAAGUUUCUUGUUCAAAAUUGUUUUUUCCAUGUUGAUGAAUAUUAAAAAAAACACUAAAAAAUUCAAUAUAUAUUAAAUGAAAGAAAAAAUAAAAAAUUAUUACAUAGAAGAUGAUAUACAUGCAUUCAAAUUCCACUUCCAGUCAUUCUAAUCUCAAGAUUAUAAUUUUAGAGAGAAAAAAAGAAAUAUUGCAUAUUUAUAUAUUUUUGUGAGAAAUGUUAUAUUUAUAAUCCAUUUUUUUAAUUUAUUUUUUUUUUGACCAACCUUUUUCUUUUGCGUAAGAAAGUCUGUCUCUCUGUCAAUUUUGUGAGCAUUUUUUUGUGAAACUGUUUGAAAUGCAGAUAUUAAAAGCAAUUCCAGUGAGA
Molecule: messenger RNA, 1691 nt
Organism: Phlebotomus papatasi
Lineage: Eukaryota; Metazoa; Arthropoda; Insecta; Diptera; Psychodidae
Product: N(G),N(G)-dimethylarginine dimethylaminohydrolase 1
Exons: 7
Coding region: 218-1027 (269 amino acids)
Biological process (GO): arginine metabolic process; positive regulation of nitric oxide biosynthetic process
Molecular function (GO): dimethylargininase activity; amino acid binding
Source: RefSeq, a predicted model, not a curated record